Choloepus didactylus (southern two-toed sloth) is the source of this 1590-nucleotide messenger RNA. RefSeq names its product potassium voltage-gated channel interacting protein 3 (gene KCNIP3). The transcript has 9 exons. Gene Ontology annotation, cellular component: nucleus; voltage-gated potassium channel complex. Lineage: Eukaryota; Metazoa; Chordata; Mammalia; Pilosa; Megalonychidae. The record is from RefSeq and is a predicted model, not a curated record. Bases 268 to 1197 code for a protein of 309 amino acids. Gene Ontology annotation, biological process: regulation of potassium ion transmembrane transport; negative regulation of transcription by RNA polymerase II. Gene Ontology annotation, molecular function: calcium ion binding; RNA polymerase II cis-regulatory region sequence-specific DNA binding; DNA-binding transcription repressor activity, RNA polymerase II-specific.
ACUUUGGAGAAGAACUUGGCCAGAGCGGGGCGCGGCCAGGGUCGAGGGUCGCCCGCGGCGCAGCGCGGCGGAGGGCGGCGUCGGGUACCCGCCGACGGCCGGGCCGCGGCCCUCCGGCGCGCGCAGCCCGGGGACUCCGCCGGCCGCCGCCUCCCCGGGGCGGGCCGGGCCGUGGUGGCGACACGCCAGGCCCGCUCCGGGGCGGGGCCGCCUCCCUCCGCCCCCUGGCCGGGGCCACCUCCCCGCGCGGGCGCCGCGCCGAGGCCAAUGAGCGCGCGGGGAGCCGCGAUGGAGGCUGGGGCGGCCGGGAGGGCCCGGGACCCCCGCCGCGCACCCGCGCACCCCGCGCCAGCGGGCCUGGAGAGGGGCACGGCAGAGGCGCGGCGCCCGCGCGGGGCAUGGAGGCGCCGCUGGCCCGCGCCGGCCGCCCGAGCUGCGCCCCGCGCCGCCGCGCCUCCAAGUUUGCGGGCUGACCCGCGAAGUUGCGCGCGGGCUGGGCCGCCGGGCCUGCCCCGCGCCCCGCCGCCGCCGCCGCCAUGGGCAUCCAGGGCAUGGAGCUGUGCGCCAUGGCCGUGGUGGUGCUGCUGUUCAUCGCCGUCCUCAAGCAGUUCGGCAUCCUGGAGCCCAUGUCCAUGGAAGACGGCAGCGACAGUGAGCUGGAGCUGUCCACGGUGCGUCACCAGCCGGAGGGGCUGGACCAGCUGCAGGCGCAGACCAAGUUCACCAAGAAGGAGCUGCAGUCCCUCUACAGGGGCUUCAAGAACGGUCCGGAAUGAGCGCACGGAGCACGGGCCUGGCGGAGACGCCACCACGUACGCCCACUUCCUCUUCAACGCCUUCGACGCCGACGGGAACGGGGCCAUCCGCUUCGAGGACUUCGUGGUCGGCCUGUCCAUCCUGCUGCGGGGGACGGUCCACGAGAAGCUCCGGUGGGCCUUCAACCUCUACGACAUCAACAAGGACGGCUUCAUCACCAAGGAGGAGAUGCUGGCCGUCGUCAAGUCCAUCUACGACCUGAUGGGCCGCCGCACCUGCCCCAUGCUGAGGGAGGACACACCCCUGGAGCACGUAGAGAGGUUCUUCCAGAAAAUGGACCGGAACCAGGACGGGGUGGUGACGAUCGAUGAGUUUCUGGAGACCUGCCUGAAGGACGAGAACAUCAUGAGCUCCAUGCAGCUCUUCGAGAACGUCAUCUAGGACGGGCCACCCCACCCCUGCCCCCCAGGAAGCCUCCGUCCUGCCGGGAACAGCGGCCACGAGAAACCUCUUUUCUAAUGUACCGACAGAAAGUGCACAGUUUCUCCAGACACACGCGCGUGAGACACACACACACACAGACACUGCUCCUCUGGGCGGCUGGGAGCUGGGCCUGGGCGGGGGUAGCCCACACCCCAGGCCGGGGCAGAGGCUUCCCCUGGGGUGGGCAGCUGGGGGAGCCGUGUUGCCAGGAAAGGGGGGCAGGUGCUGCACGGAGGAAACCCCAUCUGCAAGCAAAGGCUCCACGCGAGCCCCUCCCCACCCCUCCCGCCUGCCUGGCUGCCCACGGUCCUGGGGAACCUGUCCCUAAGCCCCCUCACCGACCCGACCCCC